CCUCUACCCAGGCACCAGGUACUACGAGACCAACGCCAAGUGCCUCUACUCAGGCAUCAGGUACUACGAGACCAACGCCAAGUGCCACUACCCAGGCACCAGGUACUACGAGACCAACGCCAAGUGCCUCUACCCAGGCACCAGGUACUACGAGACCAACGCCAAGUGCCUCUACCCAGGCACCAGGUACUACGAGACCAACGCCAAGUGCCACUACCCAGGCAUCAGCUACUACGAGACCAACGCCAGGUGCCUCUACCCAGACAUCAGCUACUACGAGACCAACGCCAGGUGCCACUACCCAGGCAUCAGGUACUACGAGACCAACGCCAAGUGCCUCUACCCAGGCAUCAGCUACCACGAGACCAACGCUAACUUCAAAUGCCUCUACCCAGGCAUCAGCUACUACGAGACCAACACUAACUUCAAAUGCCUCUACCCAGUCAUCAGCUACUACAAGACCAACGCUAACGUCAAGUGCCUCUACCCAGGCAUCAGCUACUACGAGACCAACGUCAAUGUCAAAUGCCUCCACUCAGGCAUCAGCUUCUACGAUACCAACGCUAACGUCAAGUGCCUCUACUCAGGCAUCAGCUACUACGAGACCAACGUCAAUGUCAAAUGCCUCCACUCAGGCAUCUGCUAUUACGAAUCGAACGACACCGUCAAAUGCCUCUGCUCAGGCAUCAACUAUUACGAAUUCAACGCCAUCGUCAAAUGCCUCUAUUCAGGCAUCAGCUACUACGAGACCAACACCAACAAUGGUAACCAGAAAUGUUACCACCAACGCAACUACAGGCACUUUAGGACUAACCUAUAAUCCGACAACUAAACCAUAUGUUUCGGAAAUCUCAGUUUCCACCCAAUCAACUACUGUAAACUUGAUGCCAACUGGUAACACAUCGAAAACAGAAUUACCGUCGAAUACCCCUGAUCAGGCAGCAGCCAUUACGGAAGCAACACCGAACAUGGAAGCCACUAUAGAUGCCGGGGCUUCAGGAAUAACCCAAAAUCCGACAACUAAUGCAGAAGUCUCGGGCGAAUUGUCCACACAAGCAAGUACUGUCAACUUGGGGCCAGAUGAUAACACAUCGAAAACAGAAACCCCGUCAAAUGUGGAUGCUCAGGAAUCUACUAUUAUGGAACCGACGCCAAACACGGAAACCAAAGAUACUACCACGGAAGCAACUACAGAUGCCAGAACUUCAGCAAUAACUGAUAAUCCAACAACGAGGACAGAUCUUUCAGAAACCUCAGAACUACCGUCAACUGCCUCUUCUCAGACAUCAGCUAAUACGGAACCAACGCCAAACAUGGAAGCCAAAGAUGCCACCACGACGGAAGCAAAUACAGAAGCCAAAGAUACUACCACGGAAGCAACUACCCAGAUAACACAGUGCCAUCCCAGAGACGUCCCAAACACGCCAUUUUGA
Daphnia magna is the source of this 1433-nucleotide messenger RNA. Its product is annotated as endochitinase A-like. The transcript is spliced from 9 exons. The record is from RefSeq and is a predicted model, not a curated record. NCBI's taxonomy places the organism in Eukaryota, Metazoa, Arthropoda, Branchiopoda, Diplostraca, Daphniidae. Bases 519 to 1433 code for a protein of 304 amino acids.